Molecule: messenger RNA, 930 nt
Organism: Drosophila novamexicana
Lineage: Eukaryota; Metazoa; Arthropoda; Insecta; Diptera; Drosophilidae
Product: tetratricopeptide repeat protein 12
Exons: 4
Coding region: 138-833 (231 amino acids)
Molecular function (GO): protein binding
Source: RefSeq, a predicted model, not a curated record
CACACAAUAAAAGCACACAGCUCACAUAAGACACAAAAGAAACCCUAAAAAACUACUAUAAAAAUAAAAAAAGCACGAAAAAUAAAUAAAUAACACAGUUGAUAAAAAGAACAAACAAAAGUUCUGUCAACCACACUAUGGAGUACAUAAACCAUCCACAAUACGAUGAAAAAUUUCUUAAGGAACCGUCAAAAGUGGUAGAUGCUAUACAAUUUAUUGAUAUUAUGAUAAAUUCUAACAAAAUGGAAGACACUCGAGGUGACAAGAAAAAAGAGGUGAAGCCCGUUGUGGAUAUCAGCGAAGGCGUUACGGAUAAGAACUUUUUCAUCUCUCAACGUUUGCUAUCCGGACGUAUGUCGGCUAAGAGAUCGAAGGCAAGAAUGAAGUUCUCUACAAAUACCAAUCAAUUCACAUUUAUGCGGCAAGUCGACCAAAGUAAUGAGGAACGCGUUGAGGCGCGCCUUGAGCGUGAACGGAUAGCCAACAAUUUUCGUCGGCUAGGCAACUGGGCAUAUCGCCGAGAACAGUUCAGCACAGCCAUUGAUUUUUACAACAAGGGCUUGGAGAAUAUUUGCGAUACGCCCGUUCUAUAUAUAAAUCGCGCCUGUUGCUAUCUCAAACUACGCUCCUUCAAAAGCGCCAUUAUUGAUUGUGAUUAUGUAUUAAAUAAAUUGGAUCCAAAAUAUAUGCGCGCCUGGCUAUAUCGGGCUGCCGCCUUUAAGCGACUCAACGAUGAGAAAAAUUAUGAAGAAUGCGUUUACCAGGUGAAGCGUCUGAACUCAAAGGAAAUUCAGUUUAUCAAUAGCUUUUUGGAAAAGAUGCGCACCUUGUAAUCGCGCUUUUCGUGUUUAAAUUUUUAUUGUAAAUUACAUGUAUUACUAAGUUUUAGAAACCUAAAUUAUAGUUAAAAUACAUGCAUCACACCAGGUU